AUGGCUGACAUGCCCUUCUUCAGCGUGAAGGAUGCGCUGUAUGCUGUUUUGGGCCUUGCGGGUCUUGCUCUGGCUCUCCCGGUGAUUUUCGUCGCGCAUCAGCUGCUUCUGUCGCUGUAUCGCAUGACCAUCGGUGAGAUGAUUCACCCAUGGAGGCAUAUCCCGAAGGUGAAGAGCACGGAUCCUUUGAAGAUUUUGUUUGGUGAUUUCCGUGCUAUCAAGAAGGCUGAGCCUGGUGAGCAGCACGUCAAGUGGAUGAACGAGCUGGGUCCUGUGUACCGCUACCACCACACCUUCAACGUGCCGCGUGUGCUACUUGCUGACCCGAAAGCCCUGCUUCAUGUUCUGAGCCCAUCUCGUGCGUACCAGUACCCCAAGCCUGAGUACACGAGUACUUUCUUGCGCAGCGUGCUGGGUGACGGUCUUGUGUCGAUCGACGGUCAGAACCAUGCACGUCAGCGCAAGAUUAUUGCUCCUGCAUUUGCUCCGAGUGUCGUGAAGGACUUUCAGCCCGCUGUGCAUCGUCACGCUCACAAGCUGGUGAAGAAGCUGCAGGCUAUUACGCGUCAGGAAAUUGAUCGCCACACGGGCAAAAUCCCCAAGGAUACGGAGAUUACCGGUCAGGCUCCUUCGGAUCGUGACGUGGCUCUGGCGCAUCCCGAGAACCAGGCCGUAGUGGAUGUGCUGUUUUGGCUUUCUCGUACGACGCUGGACAUCAUUGGCGAGAUCGGCUUUGACUUUGACUUCCAGUCGCUCGAGCAUGGUAACAAGGACCGUUUGGCUGGUGCGAUGAACACGCUGAUGGAGGCUGUGCUGAAUGUGGACAUGGCGGUGGCGCUGUACCUGAUUCUUUCGGAGAAGCCCAGCAUGAGUUGGCUGCGCAAGAUCCCUACGAAGCGCAGCACGACGAUCCACAACGCCAGGGCCAUUGUGGAUGAGCAAGCUGCCAUCAUUGUGGAGCGCCUGCGCAACGAUAUUCUGUCUGAGAACCAGGGUGUGUCGAAGGACAGCUUUGAUGAUGACACGUCCGGCAGGAACAAGUCGCUUGUGUCGCGCAUGAUUCGUGCGAACAUGGCGACGGACCUCAAGGCGUCGGAGCGCAUGUCGAACGAGGAAUUGAUGGGUCAGAUGACGACGCUGAUUAUUGCUGGUCAUGAGACGACAGCUACGCAGAACAGCUGGGCAUUGUGGCUGCUCGCCAUGAAUCCCGACGUGCAGGAGCGUCUCCGCAAGGAGGUGCAGGAGGCGCAUGCUAAGGAGAUGGCUGAGCUUGACUCGCUGUCGGAGGAGGAGCGUGAGAUCUACAACACGCAGCCGGUGCGUGAUAUUUACUCGCUGCACUACCUCGACAACGUUGUGAAGGAGUCGAUCCGUAUGAUGCCCUCGAUUCCCAGCACGAUCCGUGUGGCUUUGAAGGAUGAUGUGGUGCCGCUUUCGCGCUCGUACAAGCGUGCUGACGGCAAGGGCACGUACAACUCGAUCGUGAUGCCCAAGGGCCACGAGCUCUUCAUUCCUCUCAAUGUGAUCCAGCUCUCGAAGGACCUGUGGGGUGAGGAUGCGCAAGACUUUAACCCUGACCGCUGGGACAACCUGCCCAAGAGUGUCAUUGACGCCAAGCUGCCGCCGGGUCAGCUGUUUGCUUUCCUUGCUGGUCCCCGCUCGUGUGUCGGCAAGCAGACGGCCAUCCUUGAGACGCUGGUUCUGUUGGCACACUUGCUACUUCACUUCCGCUUCGAUGUGGUGCCUGACUGGACGCUUGUGCAGCGUCAGCAGAUUGUCCGGCGUGCCUUUGUCGAGGGCCAGUGGCCGGAAGGUAUCCGCAUGCCGCUGAUUCUGACGCCACUCAACUAA
Messenger RNA from Malassezia restricta, 1851 nucleotides. Its product is annotated as cytochrome p450. The transcript has a single exon. The record is from RefSeq and is a predicted model, not a curated record. Gene Ontology annotation, molecular function: iron ion binding; heme binding; monooxygenase activity. Lineage: Eukaryota; Fungi; Basidiomycota; Malasseziomycetes; Malasseziales; Malasseziaceae. The coding region runs from base 1 to 1851 and encodes 616 amino acids.